AUGGUUUUAAGUCUAAUUCACCCUAAUACUUGUGGAUUUUCCAAAGUAAUUGCGUGGCAGCUGGCAAAAUCGACGCAGUCAAAAGCGACACGUUUGGACGGAGAGUCACUUCCAAAAUUUCGUUCGCGAAUAUCGAAGUUACACUACGAAAAUUUUAUUCAAACUUUCAGUGAAUGCAAAGAGAAUUUUUGUAUUGACUUCAUAGCGUUUCAAAAUAGGUUUCCAGAUCUCCACACGAAGUUUGUUAAAUGGAAUUCGCGAAAAAUCAACGAGCGCGCAAUAUAUGUUGCUACUUUUGACACGGAAAAGUGGAGGAAACUUCCAUCCUCAAAGAAGGCUGAACAUAGUUUACUGGAGUGUCGUGGAUGUUCUCAGAGAUAUAGCUACCAGCAGUCUUUAUUUCCUGUCAAGUCCAACCAAUUAAAACAUAUCCAAAAGGAAAUUGACUUUGCAGAGGCAGCACAAACUGUUAGAGACUUGUGUCAUGAAAAGGAAAAGUGUACGAAACGUGAG
Paramuricea clavata is the source of this 513-nucleotide messenger RNA. The record is from the annotation of a GenBank genome assembly. Lineage: Eukaryota; Metazoa; Cnidaria; Anthozoa; Malacalcyonacea; Plexauridae.